Molecule: messenger RNA, 979 nt
Organism: Mugil cephalus (flathead mullet)
Lineage: Eukaryota; Metazoa; Chordata; Actinopteri; Mugiliformes; Mugilidae
Gene: smim19
Product: small integral membrane protein 19
Exons: 3
Coding region: 165-482 (105 amino acids)
Source: RefSeq, a predicted model, not a curated record
GAAGAAGAAGAAAAACGCGGAAGUGACGCACUAAUGUUUACAAGGCAGCUCAGUCGCAGUCAAUAGUGUACGCAAAUGUGAUAGCAUUUGUCUUCAUACUUCACGCGUUUCUCCGCGCAGCUUGUUGAUUAGUUUACUUGUGUUGUUUGUUUGUUUAUUUCUCGAUGGGGGCUCACGGGGUCCUCGGGAACGAGCCUGACUCCAUCGACUACUCGGUGCACGAAGCCUGGAACGAGGCCACCAAUGUUUACCUGCUGGUCAUCCUGGUCAGCUUCGGCCUGCUCAUAUACGCCAGGAAAAACAAGAGGAAGAUCAUGCGCAUCUUCGCUCUGCCUCCCACCGUGGGCAACAGCCCCGAGCCCAACUUCUACGACAGCCUGCAGAAGGUGCGCCUGAGGCAGCAGCUGGAGAUGUACUCCAUCGCCAGGAAGUUUGACCAGCAGCAGGGACAGGCGGACAGCGUGCAGCUGUCCAUGGAAUGAGAACAGGAGGACAUCGAGCCCUUCCUGUCAGAGAAAACUCUCCCUGCACAUGAAUGGAGAACGAAUCGGACGACUGUCGCAGUCAGACUUUGUGGAAAAGACACAGCCCCCCUCCCCCAUCUUUGCUGUUUCUGUUUGUGUUUGCCUUCUCACUUUAUCUCAUCUGUUAUACGUGGAGAACAUACAGCUGGAUGGAUUUUAGCGUGGGGCGUUUUGAGGAGUGUAGCAUCCUGCAGGCCUGCAGUGACGUUUGCUGUGAAAUGUCCUGUAUCUGCAGCACGAGUAUUUUAAUCGGGGCACGAGGAGAAUAAAAAAAAAAAAUGUCUCCCUGGAAGAGUUUUUUGCACAUGGAACAAGAUCCUUCAACUUCAACAUAAGCUCUAGACAAGUUUUUGUUCCAUUUAUUUUGUAUUUGUUUAUUAGAUAUGUGUAGAUAAGUGAUCAGUAAAGUAAUAAUUCUCAAAUGUGACAAUAAAGACACACUAGAUGUAGAUUUA